Molecule: messenger RNA, 652 nt
Organism: Saitoella complicata NRRL Y-17804
Lineage: Eukaryota; Fungi; Ascomycota; Saitoellomycetes; Saitoellales; Saitoellaceae
Exons: 1
Coding region: 59-427 (122 amino acids)
Source: RefSeq, a predicted model, not a curated record
AACCAAUCUCGAUCCAAGCACGGCGAACCCCACCGCUACACUCACACUCACAUCGACAAUGCUUCGCUUGCAAUUCUUCCGCGCUCGCCUUCUGGUCUCCUCCGCUCGGGCCUUCUCUUCCUCAGCCGCUCGUCCCUCCUUCAUCAGCCGUAAAGACAACCAGGACCUUCCCUCGACCACUCAGGGCCAUGCCGUGGACAAGGACGAUCCCAAGGACGUGCAGUCAGAGAACGCUCGCGCUGGUAUCGAGGACAAGAAGAACCAGAGGACCAGCGCUGCUGCCAGUGCUCAGGGUGAGGACAAGAAGCCUGGAAGCGAGACCGCGUCGCCAAACAAGGCACCAGGGUAUGUUUCUCCGAUCGAAAAUGCCACAAUCUACAUGAUGCUAAUGCUUUUACAGGGGUGGUGUCAUCGGAAUGCAGGAUGAGCGUGGUUCCUUGAGGACGGACAACUCUGAGAAGUCGUAAGAUAUUGAUGCAUGAGGAUGGAUUGCGAUGGCGAUGGCGAUUGCAACGGUGAUUUUGUACGUUAGGAGAACGAGAAGGUUUCAUUAUUAUAAGCGAAUACGAACGUUCAACAAGUACACGGGGCGUUUUCACAAUAUCCAUAUUGCUGCUGUCAUCAAAUUGAUGGCACCCCUGACUCGGCAACU